Molecule: messenger RNA, 5321 nt
Organism: Xyrichtys novacula (pearly razorfish)
Lineage: Eukaryota; Metazoa; Chordata; Actinopteri; Labriformes; Labridae
Source: the annotation of a GenBank genome assembly
AUGAUGUCCAGAGACACCACACAAAAGGUACAAUAUCUCUCCUGAUUGUGUUUUUUUAACUAAUGUUUGGAAGUUUUACAGCCAGAUACAGAAAAGUUUUGGUAAACAUGACAUUACUUUAAGACAAAUCCAAAAAAUUGAAUGGUUUAAUGUUUGCAAUUAAUUUUGAAAUAUUCCACUUUAGUGUUUCCCUGCGCAAGUCAUGCCCACGCUGGUUGUGAUACUCACUGUUAUACCAGGCAAGAUAUUUUGAUGGCUCAAUUUUGAGUGUAAAGCUUGUACACACAAUGAUUUUUUGUAAUUUUAUAAGCGAUCAAGUUUGCAUUGAUACAAUGAAACAGUUUCUUUGCAUAUGCAUAACAGUGUUAAGAAGUUGUCUGAAAAGACUUGAAGCUUAAGCUGAGGCUAUUGCGAUAGCUUAGAAUCCACUUAGAUGUAAGUUUGUCGUUUUGUAGAGAAACAUAUAAAUGUUUUAUGUUUGAAUCCUAUAAUCAGCUCUUUGUGGUGCCGUCAAUGUGAACUGCUCUGAACCAAACCAGCCUGCCCUACUGAAGGCUUUGGCGCCAGUGUUUAACAUGAGCGCCAUACGUCCUGUGAUGAACCUCACGACCCCCACCAUUGUCAACAUCACUUUCACUCUGUUUGGGAUACUGGGGGUGGUAAGUUAGAUCUUAGCAGAUAGAGAAGACAUGUUAAACAGCUUUGUAUCGAGGUUGUAAAAGCUGUGACUGCAGAUUAAUCAUUAUCUUAUUAUGAACAUAUUUAAUUAAUAAAUGAGAAAUUAUUUCAACAGAUAUGACAGUUCAAAACAAAAUGAAACAAAAUCAAAUAAAACUAAUUAGAAAAAAUGUGCUCCUGUUUGGAAUUUAAUUUAUUGCCCUUCAUAUUGUGUGAACAGUCGUAGUAUAAAAGUCAAAACUAAAAAAAUAAUAAUCUGAAACUAACUAUUUUCUUUUAGGAUGAAAAGGCUCAACUCUUACUCACAUACCUCUGGCUGCGUUAUGUAAGUACUUCUUCUGCCAUCUAUACACCAGCCUGUACUGCUUAUUGUUGAUUUAUUAUUUGAAUAUUCUUAAUGUUAUAGAAACUGAUAGGUGACUGGUAGAUAUGCUUAAAAUCAAAAAAUGAUAAAAGCCAAAAUUACACGUUUAAGUUCAAACAAUAGCAAUAGGCUUAAGUCCUCUAUAGGUGAUGGGUAACCUCAUAAGGUCAGUUCAACAUACCCGGACUUUCUUUAAGUGAGCUGGCUUUACAAAGGACGACAUUGGGUUUGAUGAAUGUACUAACUUGUGUCUAUUAGCUCGGCCUUCAGCUUUAGGCUCUGUGAGUAUUUACAUGAAAGAGGGCACUUAGUGUGGCAUUCGGUGCUUCUCCCUCAUAAAAUGGUACAACCACCAGUGGUUUACAGUCAGGCUGUUAAUGUUUUCUUUCUCUGUUUUGUUAUCCCACCUUACCAUCUUUAAAAUUGCAGCACAUUUGCUCCUAAUAUAGUUGUUUUGCUUUUUGUGUCUAUUGUUUUUAGUGUGUUAUUGUCUGGUUUGGUUAUUCACUCAUUCAUUCAUUUGUGUGUGUGUUUAUUUAUUCGGCAUUUGAAUCUGGUUUUAAUUUCACUCCUUUUACCUAGAAAAAAGCCUCUACUGGCUGCAGUAAUAUUUGUAUCUAAGGGCCUGUAAAUAGUAUUUUAGAGGCCUUAAUUUUCUUUUUCUAGGAAAAUACAUGACGACCACAUAAAGCCAAACCAAAUUCCUAUGUGUGUGGACACAUAUCUUGCCAACAGUACUGAUCCUGUUUGUAAUAUUACUGAUCUGAAUUAUUGCAGCCCCUCACCAGUUUUGUUGUUUUCAGAGGUGGCACAAUGAGUUAGUCACAUGGGACCCAGUCCAGUGUGGCUGUGACAAGCUCAGUCUUCCCAGAUCCAAGUUCUGGACACCAGAUAUUGUCAUCAACGAAUUGUGAGUUCUAUUGAUUUUUCAUACAGUUAUCAUUUCUUGAAUUCCUCUAAUUGCUGGGAUCUACUAUACCAAGCAUUUCUCAGAAAAAAUGAUUAAUUCUGUGGUAAGCCUUUCCGGCAACAGGAUGAUGUUUACAACAACUUACUUCAGACAGUCAGCUACAAAUCUCAUGUUACUUAUUAAAAAGCAAACAAUAGCUGAUAAUUCAAUGUUUAGUGUAUUUCGUAUUGGAGUGAAACACCAAACACCCAUAGCAUAUGGGAGAAUAGUGUACAUGAAGCUUGGCUUAGCAGGCAAUAGCUACAGUAUUUUAUCACUAUGUUAUAUGAUAUUUCUGUAUUCUUUUUGCAUAGAAAUAUAGAUUCUCAUGGGGGGAAACAUUUGAACUGAAUGUGAAUUGUGCAUCUCCCUCACAUCCUAUUGCAACAUAUAUAACAAUAAUUGAUGAGGAAAAAACUAGCACUUCAAACUGGCGGACGAGCGCCCAGUCUGAACUGACAAAAAAUCUGGAGCCAAAACUAUAAUCCCUCUCUAGAUUCAAAGCAGGGUCUAAAUCUAUAUACUAAGAUAACUUGGAGUAACUUUGCUCUUGACAGAUCUUUAAUGCAAUCAUCCUCUGCUUACCUGUGAUUUGCAGUAUGGAUAAAAACGAAGUCCCCGUUGUCCCUUAUUUGUACCUGCACAGUGAUGGUACAAUGCACGAUUAUCACCCAGCCAGAGCUGUCACCUCUUGUAACCUCAAUAUCUACACCUUCCCUUUUGACAUCCAGAACUGCACUAUGACUUUCAGUUCCUACUUACACUCGGGUAAGAAAUGCAUUGUAUUCAUUGAUUGUAUUUUUCCCAUUCUAAUAUUUUGCCAUUUUUCAACCAUCCUUAAAAAAAUACAGUUAAUGAAAACAGACAACGAGUUUAUAUGUAUCUAUUGUAUAUGAAGCAAUCAGUAAUCCUAAUUAUAAUGAAGUCUGUUAUUGAACCUCCAACAUGACCAUCCGCCACACUAAAAAAAAGGUUCCCAUGCAUGCACUUUGGCAGAUAUCUGAAGUAUAGUGACUACACUAUACUGUAAGCCUAGAAGUCCUGGCAUGACGAGAGUCGCUAUGAUAGCAGAUUUUUACCUAAAGAUCAUUGUGGGUAAAAAAGGGAAAAAUAAAAUAAUUCUAAAAAUCAUGAUGACCAUAUUGUUGCAAUAUCUAUGAAAACCUUGGUUUUUGGGAGGUGGUUACAGCAAGAACAAUCGCCACUGUCCCCGACAAUAAGCCUAUUAGGUACACAGUAUAACCACAUGCCUAUUUUUAGCACAUUUCAAUAUUUCUUUCAUUAAAAUUUUUUAUUUAAAGAUGGAAAUUUUUGAUAAUAAUAUAAGGCCCCUGCCUGAGGCGUGACUUCAGUCACGUAACUUUAAUCUUGGUCAGGGUUAGUGUGAUUUACAAAAAUUGAAAGAUUUUUAAGUUUCAGAAUUUAAAGUUCAGUGUGAUAGACAACCCCAGCACAUCGAAAUGGAUAAGUAUAUAAAAUAAAAUGAAACCAUGAAGCCCAUUAGUAAUGGGAUGUCAUGUGGACGUAACAUUUUUGAUCUUGAUUUUCAGCAACCAUGUUUCUCUGCUCUUCACAGCCAGUGAAAUCGAGGUUUUCCUUUGGGGGUCUCAAGAAGAUGCUACACAGAGAUCCAAGAAGGUGAUAACCACUGUGGGGGAGUGGGAGCUGCUGGAGAUAACGGCCAAAAAGAUCGACCCAAGACAGGAUAAGGCUAGUUGCAUGGAUGAGCUUUUACUCCAUGUACGUGAAUUGUAAUUAAACCUUUGUGUUGGGAAAUAAGGGUUAGAGUUAUGAUUAGUGAGAAAACUGUUACUCUGAAUAAUACUAUAUGGUUUUCUGAUAUAUUAUUUAUUCAACAACUUUAUGAAUCCUGCCAUAUUUGUUCCUAUACGGGGCAUGAUAGAAACAACCACUUACAGACAAAUCCUCAAAAGAGCUAAAGUAUGGAAAUAUAGAAAACAAAUACUGUUAUUAAAGCACCUGUAAGGAGUUUUUUGAUGGUUAUGACAUAGAUUGAAAUUGAUAUAGAUACUUUUAUGGUGUAUAAAAGCAAACAAGACCAAUAGCAACAAGACUGAUGAUUUGUAAAAGCAAAUUUUUUAAGCCAAAAACUGCUGUGAGAGGGCAGGUUUCCACCAAGCUGCUAUAGGAACAACACAAUUUAUACACUUACCACCAUUUUCAUAAUGAAUACCACAUCCCUCAGCUGAUCAGCACAGUAUGGGAGUGUGAGCCCACAAACUUAAACUGAACCAGGAAACUAAGUAACGAUAUUAUUGCAGUCAGGUUAGACUGAUUUUUUUUUUUACAUUGUACAAAAGUACUAAUACCGACCUUUCACUCCUUGAAGCAUUCUCUCUGUUAUACAUUUUCUCUGCAGGUCAGAGUGAGGCGCAGGGCCAACAUGUAUGUGGUGAACCUGCUGAUCCCCAGCUGUUUCCUCAUGACAGUCGACCUCUUCAGCUUCCUGCUUCCUCCACAGGCUGCAGACCGCUCUGCCUUUAAGAUGACCCUCAUCCUGGGCUACACAGUCUUCCUGCUCAUCAUAAACGACACGCUUCCUGUGACUGGAAACAGUAUACCUCUAAUAAGUCAGUAACAGCCCACUCAGAAAAGAAUGUAGUUAGUGUAACAAUAGUAACAUGUUGGUGAAGUGACCUUGUUGCUAAAUACAUGGUAAAAUAUAAAACCCAAUCUGACCGUGUAAAACCUUAUUGAUUGUACCCUCUCCUUUCAUAUUCUCCCUUUAGACGUCUUUUUCUCUCUCUGCUUGGCUCUGAUGGUGGCCAGUCUGCUGGAGACCAUCCUCAUCACCAAAUUGCUGAGUAGUUCUGCUGAUUUCUCCCCAAUGCCACACUGGAUCCGAGUGAUUGUUCUGCAGUUUCUGGGCCGUAUUGUUUGCCUGCCUCAGAAGCCUACAAAAACAACGAACAUAGGUAUACAGCUUAUACACAGUUAUACAGAUUGUUAAUUGUAUGCAUCACUUUACCUCUUUUUUUAUUGAUGAUGAAUUUUGUUUUUGACAUUGUUUUCCCUUAAAAACUAGACGUGAAACCUGAGGUUGUGAAACAGACAGCAGAUUAUGGGUCUUCAGAGAUAACUGUAUCAAGUAUGGAUGACAAGAUCCUCCAGGAGCUGAGGAGUCUGCGAGAAGAAAUGCAGGCCAUCUGCGAGCAGGUAGAGAAGCACCUGAUUCCGAGUCAGAGCUCGGAGGAAUGGAUCCAGUUUAGCUUUAUCAUUGAUCGCCUACUGUUUGGCCUUUACAUCCUCUUCAUUACAGUCAGUUUCAUGACCAUCACCAUCAUCUGGGUGAACUCGUACAGUCAGUAA